AUGGAGCUUGCCUUGCUGGCGCUUGGCCUCGUCGGCCUGUACAUGGUGAAACUGACGUGGCAUUUCGUCAAGCUGAGAAGAUUUCCCGGCCCGCCAUGCACCGGAAUCAGCAAUAUUCCUCACAGCCGCGCCAUGCUUCGUGGCGAAUGCCACAAGUGGUAUGCGGAUGUGAGCAGGAAAUACGGCCCUAUUGCAAGAGUAGCUCCCAAUGUUCUCAUCACGUCGUCUCCCCAGGUCUGGGCCCACGUCAACAACACGCCGGGAUACCGACGCUCGCCGUGGUACUACAACGCAUGUCGCAUCGAGUACCGUCGCGACAAUGUCUUUAGUGAGACCGACAACGAAAAGCAUGACCGAAGGAGAAAGCAAAUGGCCCCAGGCUACUCUGGCACGGAGAACCUCCAUCUCGAGGCCUCUAUAGACGAAUGCCUCGCUCAGCUCAUACGUCUGAUCCGUAGUAAAUAUGUCUCCCACUCCGCCGAAAACGCACCGCACAUGGACCUGGCCACAAGGGUCCAGUUCUUCACCCUCGACGUCAUCAGCAAGGUCGGGCUCGGCACAGCCUUCGGCAUGUUGGAAGCCGACCAGGACGUCGACGACUAUCUCAAGUCUAGCGCCCAAGGUCUCGCUAUCAGCAACACUGCCUUGGCCACGGGAUUCAGCUGGCUUGCCCACUCGCCCCUGAUUGGGAAAUUCAUCGCCCCUUCGCCCAACGACAACAGCGGGUUUGGCAAAAUGAUGGCCACCUGUUUCCGGUACGUUGAUCAACGCGCCUCCAACCCGACGGACAAGCGGUCCGACAUGCUCGCGUCGUUUAUCCGCCACGGCCUGUCUGGCGACGAGCUGAGGACCGAGGCUCUGGAGCAGAUCAUCGCCGGGUCCGACACCACAGCCACGGCGAUUCGGGCGACGCUGCUUCACGUCAUGACCAACCCGCGCGUCUACGCCAAGCUGCAGCGUGAGAUUGACGACGCCGUGCAUCAUCGUCGGGCGCCCGCGCAGGGAGACGGUCUCAUCUCUGCCGCACAAGCGAAGCAGCUUCCAUACCUGCAGGCCGUCAUCCGGGAAGCCCUGCGCGUUCACCCCCCCGUCACCAACAUCUUUUCUCGCGACGUCCCGGCGGCCGGGGACAUGGUGACCAUCGGCAGACGUGACGGAACAAAGGUCUUCCUUCCUGGCGGUGUGUCCAUUGGCUACUCAGCAUACGCCAUGCAUCACGACAAGGAAAUCUACGGGGAUGACGCCGACGCUUUCCGCCCAGAGCGUUGGUUCGAGGCGGACGAGGCCAAGUUGCGUGCCAUGACGGCCACCAACGAGCUCAUCUUUGGGCAUGGCAAAUUCCAGUGCCUGGGGAAGAAGGUCGCCCAGCUUGAGCUUGGAAAGUCGAUAUUCGAGAUGUUUCGCAACUUUGACAUGGCGGUAGUUCACCCGACCCAGCCCUGGACAGUACAGAACUGCCUCGGGUUGCUUCAGAUAACAGACAUGUGGGUGCAGGUCUCGGAAAGGACGGGCGCCUAA
Messenger RNA from Metarhizium album ARSEF 1941, 1518 nucleotides. Its product is annotated as Cytochrome P450. Gene Ontology annotation, molecular function: heme binding; oxidoreductase activity, acting on paired donors, with incorporation or reduction of molecular oxygen; monooxygenase activity. Lineage: Eukaryota; Fungi; Ascomycota; Sordariomycetes; Hypocreales; Clavicipitaceae. The coding region runs from base 1 to 1518 and encodes 505 amino acids. The record is from RefSeq and is a predicted model, not a curated record. The transcript has 4 exons.